CAGGAGUUGAGAGUUCCAGUUCCUGGGCAGGUUCUCCAGUACUUGGUAUUGUCAUCUGGCAUCUUCUGGCCGUGCACUUUCCUACCUCCAGUCUAGUUAUUUGAAAACCUCCAGCUUCACCUUCCAUCUAGACUCCAGGGCCUGGCAGAGCUUCUGGCUCAGACGAGACCUCCAUGGAUCCACCCCAGAAAUGUAAUCCAGGGUUGACUUCCGGGUCUUCCCAGAUGGCCACUGGGGAGACCUCGCAGGAGGGGCCCGCAGCCCCUCAGCCUUCCUCCACAGGCCAGCUAGUGAUGGUUUUCAGUGACCUGAGCAUCAGUGCUGGCUCCAGCCCCCCUGUGCCUCUGCGAGAGGGACUGUUCCAGCAGCAGUACAGGGAAGAGAAGACUGUGCCGGAGCAGCAGUGGGAAAGGCUGGGGUUCCCUCAGAGGAAGAAAGCAUUCCUGGGGCACCUGAGACGCAGGCACCGUGACCACAUGGCACCUUACCCAGUCUCUUUCCUAGGCCAUAGAGCUCAGAAUCAAUUCAGAUGCCAGUGUCGAUACUGCCAGGCCCACACGGCAAAUAUUUCUGCGGUCACUGGGGAGAGGAAUGGGGCCGUCAAUCCCUCCUCCUGGGAUACCCUCGUGCAGGAUCUCAGUGGCUUGACCCUCAGCCUGGGCACCAACCAGCCUGGCCUUCAGCCAGGCGGGGCGCAGCAGCAGCAGCAGCAGGAGCCAGAGGAGGAGUGCCAGCUGGAGAGGCAGCAGGAAAGCAAGAGCAUGUUCCAGAGGCUGCUCAAGCAGUGGUUGGAAGAGAACUGAGAUGCUCAUCCUCGUGGGGCAAAGACCCUUAGGCAUUCAGACAGUGCUGUGCUGCCAGCUUCGGGGAGUUGGGCUUCUUUUGCAGACCAAGCAGUCGCUAUUGGGAGAGGAGUCCCGAGACCUGCGUCCUCAUCUUUUCUGCCUGUCAUUUGUGGAACACUGAGAGGCAUUGGGGGCAGAGGAGACUGCGCACCAGUGUUCCCCACCUCCUCUCACCUGCCGCCCGCGCUGCACAUUGUCAGUUUCCCAGCCUAGAUCUCCGUCUUUGCUCCUUAACUUGUUGUCAGGAGGACAUAAGAUGUCUGUGUGGCGUGAAUGCCUUGCUGAUGUCCACGUGCUUUUGUACCAUUUUAUCGACUGCCGCCCGGGAGCAGAGCUAGGUCUGCUUGAAACGGCAGUGCUGGACUCUGAGAAGCAGAUGCAAACACCUGCUGCCAAAAAAGUGUGGGAAAGGGAUGUAGAAUUAGAACUUGAUGCUUCAGCAUUGUGCCAUGAGUGUAAACUCUUACGACUGUGAUGCGCUGCCUGUAUGUGUUGCCCUGCUCCUUAGCAAUCGAGUAGUAUUCUCCCAUGCAAGACUGUAGCCUGGGUGCCUCAUCGCUAAUACCAAAUAAACGUGUAUGAAAGGAAAGUA
This is a messenger RNA of Chinchilla lanigera (long-tailed chinchilla), 1437 nucleotides long. Its product is annotated as protein FAM156A/FAM156B-like. Lineage: Eukaryota; Metazoa; Chordata; Mammalia; Rodentia; Chinchillidae. Bases 174 to 803 code for a protein of 209 amino acids. The transcript has 2 exons. The record is from RefSeq and is a predicted model, not a curated record.